Molecule: messenger RNA, 1292 nt
Organism: Scomber japonicus (chub mackerel)
Lineage: Eukaryota; Metazoa; Chordata; Actinopteri; Scombriformes; Scombridae
Gene: ier2a
Product: immediate early response 2a
Exons: 1
Coding region: 217-783 (188 amino acids)
Source: RefSeq, a predicted model, not a curated record
GUUACAGGUCUGUUUUUGUAAUAGCACACAGGGUAUGAGGCCAGUGGGCGGGGCUCUGCCGCGUGACGUUGGACGAGUGACGCCAGCGAGGUUAUAAGUAGUUGUCGUUCAGCCGGUCUGUUUUGUGUCUAUGCGUGAAGUCAACGGGAUAGGUGCAUUUUACAAACUACAACCUCUAAUCGUUUGUUUUGGCCUAGUUUCAAAAGAAGCUGUGACAUGGAGGUCAGCGCGGAGGCCAAGAGGAUCAUGGUGGUGGCUUUAGGGAAACUGUACAGCUCGCGUACCCAGCGAGGGGGUCUCCGUCUCCACCGGAGCCUCCUGCUGACUCUGGUGAUGAAAUCCGCCCGGGACAUCUACCAUGCGGCCCAGGCGACGGUGGAUAGUGUUGGCUCGGGAUGUGUGCAGCAACACCCCUCUCUCGAGAUGACUACAACAACCCCUGUCGGCGACCAUGUGGAGCCCCAGGGUCCCGCCUCGCUUGUCGCCGGACAGCCUCGGGCUUCACCCCGGGUCCAGGAGGAGGUCGUGGAUUCACCCACAGGACGGCGCACCGGGGUUGGAAACAAGGAGAAUGUGUGUCCGACUGGCCCUUCGAGAAAAAGACGGGGCAAAGCAGCCGCCGAACCGGACUUUUUACCUUGCAAGAAAGCCAAACUAGAGCAGGGGAACUGCCACCAACAGCUCACCGUGACCUCCGUUUUGAUAGACUAUGUGAACUGCGGUAGUGAACUGGGAGCACCCCCGACACCAGUGCCUCUACACAGAGCCAUUGCAGCGUGUUGAAGCCCUGCGCAGUUAUAAAUGUAACGUUAUAAACUUUUCGACACGGCCUGGGAGCCUGAAGCGCGCCUGCAGAGGGCCUCUUCCAGGGCCGUCGGAUGAACAACCGGACCAGUGUGUCCCAAUCCCAAAGCAUACAUCCUGAACAGGAACAAGCCGGGACAUGUCACGGGGAUCACGGAAGCAGCCAAGUUAUUGCGUAGUGGUGACUUUUGGCCUGAUUAUGGCCUACAGCCUACCGAAUAAGGACUGACUUCAACUGGCCAAAGGCGGAACUAAAGGAAUUAGUUCCUCUGGAUUUGACCUGCCUUCACGAACUCUCAUAGAGAACAAGUUGUUGCUCUAUUUAAAAGAUGUACCAUUCAAUGAAUGUGUUGAGGCCUGAGAUCAAUGCUGCCUGAAGUUGUGCAUUGUGUUGAAUUCAAGUGUAAAACAUUCACUGACUACAACUACCUCAGUAUUUAUUAAAUGUUUUCUAUAUAAAGUGAAGCUGGAGUGAUGUCAUAUUUGCA